Molecule: messenger RNA, 1056 nt
Organism: Colletotrichum siamense
Lineage: Eukaryota; Fungi; Ascomycota; Sordariomycetes; Glomerellales; Glomerellaceae
Gene: COP6-3
Product: Alpha-cuprenene synthase COP6
Exons: 3
Coding region: 1-1056 (351 amino acids)
Molecular function (GO): carbon-oxygen lyase activity, acting on phosphates
Source: RefSeq, a predicted model, not a curated record
AUGGGUCAAUACAUUUCUACUUUGAAGAGACAUAUCCGAGCUUCGGACAGGCGAACUCGGAAUCUAAAGGGUCUUGGGCACAAGUCCAAUAGCCUUGCAGAUUCUCCGGGGUCCGAUAGCGACAGUGGCAAGCCAAAACAAGAUCUAGCAGCCACCCUUCGACCGAUCAUCACCUCAUUCGUCUCCGACAUUGGCUGCAUUGACCCUGCGCCAGAACCAACUGAAGCUUUAUGGGUUGCCAUGCGAGCCUACGCCGAUCAGCUGGGGGUAAACUAUGACAAAGACACUCACUCUUGGAAUUGCUUCCAGAUGGGGAUUACCUAUUCAGCUGCCUGCUUCCCAAAGCACUCACUAGAGGUUCAAGUCUACAUCGGCACGUAUACCUGGCUUGGAAUACUCAUCGACGACGAAACCUCAAAAUCACCAGAGGAUUGCUCAAAAUUUAUCGAACGUUUUGCGGCAGAACAGACGCAGCCUACACCCCUCCUCGAGGGAUGGGCAGAACUUAUGCGUCUGGCAUUCAAAUACUGGGACCCGGUGGUGGCCAACUUCAUCGUCACAGCCUCACUUAACUUUGUCAAUGCAAACGUCCUCGAGAACCGGCAGGAGUUCAAGAAACUCAAGCCAACCAAGGGCGGCAAGAAGUGGCCCUGGUUUAUGCGUGACAAGGACGGCGUUUCAGACGCGUAUGCCCUUUUCACGUUCCCCAAGGAUCAGUACCCAGACAUGUCGAACUACCUAGAAAUGAUUCCUGAUAUGUCUUGCUAUCUAGCUUUGACUAAUGACAUUCUGUCAUUUUACAAAGAGGAAAGAAACGGCGAAGUGGACAAUUAUAUACACGGUCGUGCCUGGUAUGAGAAUAAGGAAGCUACUCAGGUUCUUGAAGACGUCAUUAGUGAAGUCAAGGAAGGCAUUCGUCGCAUACGUGUCGUUCUCGAUGGAAGAGAGCCAUACCUACAGGCUACCAACGACUAUAUACUGGGUUAUGUCGCUUUUCACAAGUUUGUCAGGCGAUACAGACUAUGGGAGGUGGGCUUGGGCGAGCAUCAGGCGUAA